Linum trigynum is the source of this 1545-nucleotide messenger RNA. The record is from the annotation of a GenBank genome assembly. Lineage: Eukaryota; Viridiplantae; Streptophyta; Magnoliopsida; Malpighiales; Linaceae.
AUGCAUGGAGAUUUGACAUUCCAAGAUAUGUACAACAACAUGGAGCUGGUUGAGGACGAAGAUGAUGAUAGUGAUUGGGAGCCGGUUGCGGAACCAGUAGAGAUGAUUAGUUGGUUCUGCACCAACUGCACGAUGGUGAAUCUUGGUGAUAUCGUCCACUGUGAUUUAUGCGGAGAACAUAAAACUUCUGGUAUCCUGAAGCAUGGGUUUCUGGCAUCUUCAAAGUUCCCCCAGGAAGACAGUCAUAUUGAUGGGAAAAUAGAAGCGAAUGGCAACGUAAUUGGAUUCCAACAGUCAGCCUUAAGCAGUCCCACAGCAGUUGGUUUUGAUGAGAGAAUGCUGUUGCAUUCAGAGAUCGAGAUGAAGUCACAUCCACAUCCUGAAAGACCAGAUCGCCUUCGAGCCAUUGCUGCUAGCCUUGCAACGGCCGGUAUAUUUCCUGGAAGAUGCCAGGCUAUUGCUGCCAGAGAGAUUACUCGGGAAGAACUUGAGAGGGUGCACUCUAUGGAGCACAUUCAAACUGUAGAUUUUACUGCCAAUAUCUUCUCCAGUUAUUUCACACCUGACACUUACGCCAAUGAGCAUUCGGCUCGUGCUGCUAGACUUGCAGCAGGUUUGUGUGCUGAUCUUGCUUCAGCAAUAUUUUCUGGACGUGCAAAAAAUGGUUUUGCUCUGGUUAGGCCUCCGGGUCAUCAUGCGGGUGUGAAGCAGGCAAUGGGAUUCUGCCUUCACAAUAAUGCAGCAGUUGCAGCACUGGCUGCACAGGUUGCUGGUGCCAAGAGGGUUCUAAUAGUUGACUGGGAUGUCCACCAUGGAAAUGGAACACAAGAAAUUUUCGAUGACAACAAAUCGGUACUGUAUGUAUCCUUGCAUAGACAUGAGGAUGGCAAAUUUUACCCUGGUACAGGAGCUGCUAGUGAGGUUGGUUCAAAGGGCGCAGAAGGAUAUUGUGUGAACAUUCCAUGGAGUUGUGGUGGAGUAGGCGAUAACGAUUAUAUUUUUGCAUUUCAGCAUGUCGUGCUACCUAUAGCCACCGAGUUUGCUCCUGACUUCACCAUCAUAUCAGCAGGGUUUGAUGCAGCAAGGGGUGAUCCACUCGGACACUGUGAUGUAACUCCUGUGGGCUAUGCACAAAUGACAGAUAUGUUGUCUAAUAUCUCCGGUGGCAAGUUACUUGUUAUUCUUGAGGGCGGCUACAAUCUUAGGUCGAUUUCAUCUUCUGCUACUGCAGUCAUCAAGGUAUUGUUGGGUGAAAAUCCUUCAGCCGAAGUGGCAGACAUUGCACCUUCCAGAGCUGGCCUGCAAACCGUGAUGGAAGUUCUGAAGAUUCAAAAUGACUUCUGGCCUGGUGUUGGUGCAAGCUUAACACAACUGCAGUCUCUAUGGGAAGGAUUCAGCUAUGAUGAUAAAGCAGCAGAGAAGGGGCACAAAAUGAGGCGCAGAGCAGAAGCUCCGGUAUGGUGGAAAUGGGGAAGAAAGCGGCUAUUGUACCACCAUUUCAUCACCAGGCAUCUUCGAGCAAAACGAAAGAGGGAGCAGAAGUGA